Molecule: messenger RNA, 285 nt
Organism: Cantharellus anzutake
Lineage: Eukaryota; Fungi; Basidiomycota; Agaricomycetes; Cantharellales; Hydnaceae
Exons: 2
Coding region: 1-285 (94 amino acids)
Source: RefSeq, a predicted model, not a curated record
AUGGACUCACCUUCUCCAACUGGCUUGGAUGUCAGUUGUGGAUCAGACGACGAAGAUAUGAUCAGCCAGAAAGAAAAAAUUUCCGAAUUCAUUAAGGAUCUUGUACACAUGGCUGAUAUCCUGACCAAGCAAUCUGAGCUUGGUAGUUCCAAAUGGGCGAAGGCUAUUACUUCAACGCCCCUAUUCACUGGCAUGGCCCCUACGAUCCACAAUUAUGUCAAAGCUAUAGAUCUCCAUGGAGCAUGCCCAGGAAGGACAUGGCCGAAGAAUGCUCUCGAAAAAUGA